AUGCAGUCGGUGAAGAGCUUCCUCUGGGGCCCAACUCCCGAGGAGCAGGUCAGCCAGCAUCCGCAUACUCCCACAUGCUGCCGCAGUCUGUCUAACGAUUACNAGAAAAGAAAAUGUAACACUCUAAUGCGCCAACAAACACGCCAACUCGAUCGCGAAAUCAUGAAAUUGAAGCAACUCGAAGGCAAAACCAAGUCCUUCAUCACUCAAGCCGCCAGACGCGCCCAGCGCAAUCCGUCGCAAGCCAAAUCGGCCGCUCAGGAGACUCGUACCUUUGCGCGUGAGCUCAUCAGGGUACGCAAGCAAAGUGCAAGAUUGGCUACUAGCCAGGCACAGCUGCAGAGCGUGGGCAUGCAGAUCAACGAGGCCUUUUCGGUACGGAAGAUUGAGGGAAGCAUCAAAGCCAGUGUAGGCAUCAUGAAGGACGUCAACACUCUGGUGCGCUUGCCUGAAUUGACAGGCACCAUGCGAGAGCUCAGCCAAGAAUUGAUGAAGGCGGGCAUUAUUGAAGAGAUGGUUGGGGACAGUCUGCCUGACAAUGAACUCUUGGAAGAUGAAGACGAAGAGGCAGAGAGUGAGGUCGACAAGGUCCUCAGCGAGGUGCUCAAGGACAAGCUGCCGACAAACGCACAACCCAUGGAUCUCCCACCCGUUCAAUCAGCAGAGCCCGAAGAGGAAGAAGACCAGGAGGAGCUGCUCGCUCAAAUGAGAGGACGUCUUGAGGCUCUGAAGAGUUAG
Molecule: messenger RNA, 738 nt
Organism: Aureobasidium vineae
Lineage: Eukaryota; Fungi; Ascomycota; Dothideomycetes; Dothideales; Saccotheciaceae
Source: the annotation of a GenBank genome assembly